This is a messenger RNA of Triplophysa rosa, 2667 nucleotides long. RefSeq lists its product as uncharacterized. The transcript is spliced from 17 exons. Gene Ontology annotation, biological process: protein autophosphorylation; negative regulation of apoptotic process; regulation of mitotic cell cycle. The record is from RefSeq and is a predicted model, not a curated record. Gene Ontology annotation, cellular component: cytoplasm. Gene Ontology annotation, molecular function: protein serine/threonine kinase activity; ATP binding. Lineage: Eukaryota; Metazoa; Chordata; Actinopteri; Cypriniformes; Nemacheilidae.
AUGAUUGAAGAUCUGGAUGGUGUGAUUAACAUUGUGGAUGAUUUGCUGGUUUGGGGUGAAACAGUACAAGAGCAUGAUGACAGACUGAGAAAACUGCUCCAGAGAGCAAUGAAAUGUCAGAUCAGAACUUCACAAAUCAAAUAUAUUUGUCAUGUACCGACAGCAGAAGGACUGAAACCUGAUGAAGAGAAGGUGAGAGCUGUUGUUCAGUUACCUCCACCAGAAGACAAACAAGCUCUUCAAAGAUUUCUAGGUGUGCUGCAAUGUCUUUCCAAGUUUAUCCCCAACUUGUCGGAAGUAAGUGCUCCACUCAGACAGCUGCUGGAGAAUGAUGCCGAAUGGUUCUGGGGAAAUGAGCAAGAGAAAAGCUUUCAGAAACUCAAAGCUCUAGCAACAAAUUCGGCAACAUUGAAAUACUAUGAUGUCAACAAUCCGUUAACAUUGUCAGUAGAUGCCAGCUCUGAGGGCAUGGGGUUGGGUACUGAAACCCCCGGCGCAUAUGACAACAGAGAUGCUGGAAGGAGGAAGAGGAGAUUUUGGAGAAAGUUUUGGAGGAAAGGUCGCAGAUCAGCUCAGGAUGAAAGAGAAGAGCACACAAUACAGCAAAAUACACCUGCGUCAUCAACCGCUGAUGCACGCGACCAUUCACCUCGACCAGCGGCUGAUAUUCAUGAUGAAAACAGAGACGAGGGGAAGAAAAAGAAGAAGAAGAGGAGGUUUUGGAAGAGGUUGUGGAGAAAAAUUCGCAGAGGAGCUCGAAGUGAUAGAGAAGAGUCUGACAGAAGUCCUGAAGAUCAGAUUCAGAACAAUCUGGAAACUCCUGAACUCCUGAAUGAGGACGUGAAUGUGAUUUAUGAAAUCAACUCCUCUCAGUAUGAGAUAGGUAAAGAGCUGAAUACAGCAGGAAAUAGAUCCGUCUAUGAAGCGACCCGUGUGAGCGACGGCCUUAAGGUGGCAGUGAAGUUUGUCCGGGACAUGUCUCCUGAUUUGAUUUCCAUUCCCGGUCAUCCUUUCGUCCUUCAACGAGAGAUCGGUCUUCAUAUGCUCGCCAAUGAAGGGGAACACGUUCCUGAGAUCAUCCGGCUUUUGGACUGCAGACGAGGACAAAUCUCUGAGGAUUUAGCUCGGAUCAUCAUGUGGCAGGCGGCCAAGGCUGUUACUGAAUGUUUCAAACGGGGAGUUUUCCACAUGGACUUCAUACUGGAAAACUUCCUGAUUAACACCGAAACAUUGAAUGUCAAACUCAUUGACUUUGCCAAUGGCGACCUGCUCAAAGAAACUUGCAAAUUACUCCGGACACCGAAUUACUGGUGUCCGGAGUUGGAGGAGGUGGGCGAGUAUCACGCGUUGCCGGCGACAGUCUGGUCACUUGGCCUGAUGCUGUAUGUAAUGAUGUUCUGGGCUCUUCCUUGCAUAAUCACCCGGGAGCAGAUCAACAACCAAGAGUGGGAAAAAGACGAUUUGAGCACGGAAUUCUGCAGGUUUAUUAACGAUUGCCUGCAGGACGAUCCACAUCAACGGAUUCAGCUAAAAGACGUCCUGCUUCAUGAGUGGUUUCAGGUCAGCGGUGUGGAGAUGAUUGACAGCCAUUUCGAGGGGGUGUCUGGAGAUCAGAUGCAGGAAACUCCUGAACUCCUGACGGAGGCCGGAGACCUGCUGACUUCACAUCACUCCUCUGUGUCUGACUCCAGCGAUGAAGGAUUCUGCACACCAGCUCUUUCUCUGUUUGACUUGUAUGUCAACGUCCCCCGGCGUACAGUCUCUUCGGGGUCCGACUCAGAAAGUGUUGACAGCUUUCACACCGCUGUCUGUUCUGUGACGGACCUGCUGCAGAAUAAUGAGGACGGGAAUGUGAUUUAUGAAAUCAACUUCUGUCAGUAUAAGAUGGGUAAAAAGCUGGGUGAAGGAGGAUUUGGAUCCGAGUAUGAAGCGACCCGUGUGAGCGACGGCCUUAAGGUGGCAGUGAAAAUUGUCAGGCCCGGCGGGUAUUCUGAUCGUAUUUGCAUACCCGGUCAUCCUAACCCCCUUCCACGAGAGAUCGCUCUUCAUGUCCUCGCCAAUGAAGGUGUUUAUUUUUCUGAGAUCAUCCUGCUUUUGGACUGGGAGGAGCGUGAUGACAAAUACAUCAUGGUCCUCGAGCAUCCUUCUCCCUGCAUGGACUUAAGUGAAUUUAUUGAAUGCCAUGGAGGAGCCAUCACAGAGGACUUAGCCAAGAGCAUCAUGCGGCAGGCGAUCCAGGCUGCUAUUGAAUGUUUCAAACGGGGAGUUUUCCACAGGGACAUUAAACUGGAAAACUUCCUGAUUAACACUGAAACAUUUGAGGUCAAACUCAUCGACUUUGGCUGUGGCGAUCUCUUAAAAAAAACAAGUUACACAACAUUGACGGGCACAUGGGCAUACUGCUGCCCUGAGAUGCUCAAAACAGACAGGUAUCACGCAUUGCCGGCGACGGUGUGGUCACUCGGCUUGAUGUUGUACAGAUUGGUGUGCGGGAAACUUCCAGAAAAAUACAUCUUGUACUGGAUCAAUGACAAAAAUUGGUACAGAGAUGACUUGAGCAAAGAAUGCUGCAGGUUUAUUAACGCUUGCCUGCAGUAAGAUCCAGGUCAACGGAUUCAGAUAAAAGACAUCCUUUUUCAUGAGUGGUUUCAGGUCAAAGGUAUGUGA